UUUAUUUAUCUUGGAUUUAAGUACUCACUCCUUCCAAAUAAACUCUUUUUGCUGUCCCUUUUGAAUGAUAUAUAUUCAGAUCAUCUUGACUCCUCAUCUUUUGCCAGAUAAACGCUUCGUAAUUCUACAGCCAUGGUUGUAACACAGGAGCAUGAGGAGCCCAGUGGGUGGCCCCUGGGGCUUGAAAACAUGAAUAUAAGACUUAGGGUGGCUGAGAGAUCUCAGGUUGUAACAGCUGCAGCUGCAGCAGAAGAAGCAGCAUACCGAUUGUACAUAUCUUCACCUAGCUUCUCAUCUUUUUCAUCCUCCAACCUUGACACUGAGUCCACAAUGUCUUUCUUCCAAGAUCAAAGUGUUUCUCUUGGCCGACUUAUCGGAAUCAGACCAGUAAACAGACGAAAAUCGGACGUUACAAACAGAGCCCACCUUGAGAAAAAUGAGAACGUUUCUGCUAGACGAUCAGAGUUAGAGGAUUACAAGUGCCAAGAAGGGGAUAUGUCACAGAAACUUUGUGUUCCAUUGCUACAUAAUGUGUUAGAGAAGAUGAGUCGUAAUAAGAGUAAUACACCUAAACACUGAGUUUUCUUACAAUUUAGGCCAGUCGGCAGUCACCAUAAUGAUUGUGACACUAGAAUGAAGUUUCUUGUCAAUUCUGUUUCUUCUUUGUAUUUUACUAAUAAAAUUGUACUUAUUGAGUAAAUAACACAGAAUUGUUAACAGUUGAAUACGAA
Messenger RNA from Nicotiana tabacum (common tobacco), 731 nucleotides. RefSeq lists its product as uncharacterized. Lineage: Eukaryota; Viridiplantae; Streptophyta; Magnoliopsida; Solanales; Solanaceae. The record is from RefSeq and is a predicted model, not a curated record.